This is a messenger RNA of Nicotiana tabacum (common tobacco), 1118 nucleotides long. Lineage: Eukaryota; Viridiplantae; Streptophyta; Magnoliopsida; Solanales; Solanaceae. The record is from RefSeq and is a predicted model, not a curated record.
AAACGAUGGAUCUGAAUUCCCUUUUUCACCAAAUCACCAAAGAAAUUAAAUUUCAGGCAAGGAAAUAUUCUACCUUCAACAAGCAAGAAGCAAAGUAAAUUAAAACAAGUGUUAAAAGAGGCAGCCAUGGCAGACAAAACAGUGAUCAUAACAACUCUAAAUGCAGCAUGGACAGCUCCAAAUUCCAUUUUUGAUCUUUUUUUGGAGAGCUUUAGAAUUGGAAACAAUACAAAUUCUCUAUUGAAUCAUGUAUUAGUUGUAGCUUUGGAUCAAACUGCGUAUUCUCGUUGUUUGGAGAUUCACUCACAUUGCUAUGCAUUAAUCACAAAUGGAGUUGAUUUCUCUGGGGAAGCACAUUUUAUGAGUGAUGAUUAUUUGAAGAUGAUGUGGAGGAGAAUCGAUUUUCUUCGUAUUGUUCUCGAGAUGGGAUAUAACUUCAUUUUCACGGAUGCAGAUAUAUUAUGGUUUCGAAGACCAUUUGCACAUUUUUAUUCACAUGCCGAUUUUCAAAUUGCUUGUGAUCAUUAUGUCCACAACUCAUUCAAUCUGAAGAACGCGCCAAACGGAGGGUUCAAAUAUGUGAAAUCUAAUAAUCAAACGAUCCAAUUUUACAAAUUUUGGUAUGACUCAAGGAAGAUUUAUCCAGAAAAACACGAUCAAGACGUGCUCAACAUAAUCAAAUUUCAUCCAUUUCUCAAGAAAAUUAAACUGAAAAUAAUGUUUUUGGACACAGCUUAUUUUGGAGGAUUUUGUGAACCUAGCAAAGAUGUUAAUUUAGUGUGCACAAUGCAUGCAAAUUGUUGUGUAGGUCUUGGUAACAAAAUACAUGACCUAAAAAUGGCCAUUAAUGAUUGGAAAAAUUAUAUGGCUUUGCCAAGUGGUGAAACGAUUUCAAAAAGACAUACUUGGACUGUUCCAAGAAUAUGUGGGCUAAAAUUCAUAAAGAACCACUUUUCUUCACAUGUAAUUGAAAAACAGUCACUGGAUCGAGUUUCAAAUUCUACAAAUAAAACUUCAUAACAAUCUCGUGAAAUUUUACUUGUGGAAUUUAAAAUUUCGUAACAAUGAUUAUAUUUUAGUUACAAGACCAAAAGGUGAUUAGCCCUCGUUAUUAUUAU